Molecule: messenger RNA, 609 nt
Organism: Blepharisma stoltei
Lineage: Eukaryota; Ciliophora; Heterotrichea; Heterotrichida; Blepharismidae
Source: the annotation of a GenBank genome assembly
AUGAAUCCUUAUCUACUUCAAGUUUCUCCUCAAAUGAUUGAGUCUAAUUCGCAAGAGUUUCUCGGUAAAAGCUUUCUGCCGACAUUUCCUAAAUUACCUUCACCUAAGCAAAAGUUAAAAAGACUAGCAAAAAAUAAAUCAGCUAAAAGCUCAUUUUUCAAUAGAUUGUUGGUCGUCAAUAGUCAUAGCUUAGAAAAAAUUCCGAACGACGAUAACAAAGAAAAAUAUAAGCAGGACAGAAAAUGCAGAAAAGCACAUAGUUGAAUGAAAGAAACUGAAAAUUCUUAUGAAAACGAAUAUUCCAGCUUUGAUUCCAUUCACAAAAAAGAUGAUGAUAUGAUGAGUACCAAAAGUAAAAAAUCUACGCACGAUUCUAAGCAUACACAUAAAAUAAGCUCUUCUUUCGAAUACAAAAAGCGACUAAAAUCAAUAAAUUCUAGUGGUCAAUGAUUAGAGAGCAUUUCCUGCAGAAAAUCGUUAAUUCCUAUAAAAGAUUCAGGAGGCGGUUCUAGGCUUUCGUUGAUGCCAGUGCUGUCAGAAUCUAAACACUUACGGUCAAGGUUUAUUAAAUCAUAUUCAAGAAGUAGAUUUAUGAGCUUCAAAUUGUAA